AUGUUGUUCACUCCGCUCAUUCUUCUCCUUCCCGCUGUUAGUCAUGCCUCUUGGUUGCCCAUCAGGUUGCCCAUCAGGCGAGGACAGCCUUCGAUCCCCGAAGACUGUACCGUGACGAGCACUCUUUCCCCUAUCACUAUGACCAGCAUCUAUCCUACCUCUACCAUUGGGCCCCAUGGUUCCGACUCUGGUUCUGGUGGUUCCCAUGGUUCUGGUGGCUCUGGCUCUGGCUCUGGCUCUGGUGGCUCAGGUCACGGUCAUGUGACAGACGGCGGCUCACUCGUCUACACCACCGCCCUCCCAACCCUCGGCCCCAAUGGUCCAGGUGUACAUACUUAUACCAUCACCGCCCCCUGCGCCUCGUCUCACUGCCAGAGACCUGCCCCCACCGAGUGUCCUCCUGGUUUCACCACCACGGCCGUUAUCUGCCACGUCUGUGGCGAGCACCCAGUGACCACUACUUUGACUCUGCCUAUCGAGUCAGCCACAGCUGCUCAGGGGUCUCACGGUGGGGCCGCCAAGUCUGGCUCUACUCUGACUUCGGUUGUCACGGCCGUAGUUCACAAAACCGUCGCGCCUGUUUCUCCUGCUGAGAGCGUGUACCCGUGGAUUUCUCGCGGUGGUCCUCAAUUGCCCGAUGCCGAGAAACCGUCUCAGGUCCCUGGUGCCACUGUUGGUUCAGAUUCUAAGCAUGAUGGUGCUGGAAAAGGCGACGAAUUACCCGACGCGCCUAAGAACACCGGCGCUCCCGAAUCGCCGGCUGGUGCGGGCGCUAGUUCUCACAGUACCACUGUGGAUGCACCCAACGGAGCCUCUACUGCAGCGGGUAAUGAAGCCGGGCACGGAGACGGAGCCGGAGAUGAAGCGGGAUCGGAAUCGGCAUCUCCUUCUGAUGACGCUAGUCCCUCAGCCGUUGUCGUUACUGGCCGCGCACCCGACAACAAGGUGAACAAAUCUGUUGUCCUCAAAGCCUUCCUCUUUGCUACAAUGGUCUUGUGUCCUCUCUACAUCUAG
Messenger RNA from Fusarium tjaetaba, 1014 nucleotides. RefSeq lists its product as uncharacterized. The transcript has a single exon. The record is from RefSeq and is a predicted model, not a curated record. Lineage: Eukaryota; Fungi; Ascomycota; Sordariomycetes; Hypocreales; Nectriaceae. Bases 1 to 1014 code for a protein of 337 amino acids.